Carassius gibelio (silver crucian carp) is the source of this 762-nucleotide messenger RNA. RefSeq names its product 60S ribosomal protein L22-like 1. Gene Ontology annotation, biological process: cytoplasmic translation. The transcript has 4 exons. Gene Ontology annotation, cellular component: ribosome. NCBI's taxonomy places the organism in Eukaryota, Metazoa, Chordata, Actinopteri, Cypriniformes, Cyprinidae. Gene Ontology annotation, molecular function: structural constituent of ribosome; RNA binding. The record is from RefSeq and is a predicted model, not a curated record. The coding region runs from base 81 to 461 and encodes 126 amino acids.
AGCCAAUCAAAUGAUGAGAACAUUUUGUGAACUCUUGUGCGGACAUACGCCACUUUCUCUUUUACGUCAACCUCGUCAAGAUGGCACCGAAAAGGCAUACUGUUGUGAAAAGGAACAAAAAGGGUGCUUCCUGGAAAUUCACCCUUGAUUGUACUCACCCUGUGGAGGAUGGGAUCCUUGACUCUGCCAACUUUGAAACCUUUCUGAAAGAGAAGGUGAAGGUUAAUGGCAAAACAGGCAACUUGGGAAAUGUAGUGCAAAUUGUGCGUCAGAAGAACAAAAUCAGCAUCACAUCAGAGAAGCAGUUCUCUAAAAGGUAUCUUAAGUACCUCACGAAGAAGUACCUGAAGAAGAACAACCUGCGAGACUGGCUGAGGGUGGUGGCGUCGGAUAAGGAAAGCUAUGAGCUGCGCUACUUCCAGAUCAGCCAAGAUGAUGAAGAAUCUGAUGCUGAUGAAUGAAUGGGUGUAUCAGGGUCCUGCAGAAGUUGUCACCUCUUCAAAUGCAGGGCUACACUUUUUAAUUUGUGCUUGUAUAUAAAAAGAUACAAACGGAAAUUAAGUGUCAUGUGUUCAGUGGUUGUAAAUGCUCUGUGGGGUUGAUUUAUAAUUAAGAUGGUACAAGGGUAAAAGAGUUAAAUAAGAUUCAUUAACAAACUUGUUGCCAGUGCUGUCUAAGAGAUUGGAUUGGAUUGCAGUGAUAAAUCUACCUGUAACAUUGCAAGUCUACCUCUGUGAUUAAAUAAUUGUUAUGUGAAAUGCA